AUAAGUCCUAAACCUGAAUAAGGAAGGAGCUAUAGUUGCAGCUCGAAUGCGCAGCUUUCUAGGACCCAGGGGAAGAGAGUUCCGAAUGCGGAAGUGACAGCAGUGAUUGUGUAUAAGCAGCACACAGCACACACUCUGUAUUACCUCCGCUGCACUGGCUACACUUCAUCUAACUAACAAUAAGGGAAGCUGGGUGGCCAGGGGCUACUGCGACCUGACCAGCUCCAAUGGAACGCUUCUGUAUUGUGAAAGUCAUUGGAGAGGGAUCAUUCGGCAGGGCGCUUUUAGUUUGUCAUGAAAAUACCAAUCAGAAAUAUGUGAUGAAAGAAAUAAGACUGCCAAAGACUUCCACUGGCGUUCAAGAGUCUAGGCAAGAAGUCAUUCUGUUGGCUAAAAUGAAACACCCAAAUAUUGUUAAAUUUGUGGAAUCAUUUGAAGCGGAAGGACACUUGUACAUAGUGAUGGAAUACUGUGAUGGUGGGGACUUGUUGGAGGCUAUAAAGCGGCAGAGAGGAAAACUUCUUCCUGAGAAAACAGUUCUCCAUUGGUUUGUGCAAAUGUGCCUCGCUGUGCAACAUAUUCACGAGAAGAGAGUAUUGCACAGAGAUAUCAAGUCAAAGAAUAUUUUUCUUACACAAAAAGGAACAAUAAAAUUGGGGGACUUUGGAUCUGCUCGACUUCUUACCAGUCCGACGGCAUACGCGUGCACAUAUGUCGGGACCCCCUACUACGUACCUCCAGAAAUCUGGGAAAAUAUGCCAUAUAAUAACAAAAGUGAUAUUUGGUCGCUGGGAUGUGUGCUGUAUGAGAUUUGCACCCUGAAGCACCCAUUUCAGGCAUCCAGUUGGAAAAAUCUAAUUCUUAAAAUCUGCCAAGGAUCCUAUAACCCGCUACCCUCUCAGUAUUCCUACGAACUGCGAAACCUUAUCCGGCAGAUGUUUCGGAGAGACCCUCGGCAUCGCCCUUCAGCUAAGACCAUUCUCACCAGCAGAUCCCUGCUAAAGCUGGUCAGAGCAAGUGAAUCGACAGAGCAUGCCGAUGAUCACAGACAUCGCGACGAUCUACCUGGAGACCAUCAAAUGAGCGAAAAGCCGCUGCAGCAGGAAAAUCGUUCUGAGCUUGAAAAUGCCACAGACCCCAAGCCCCCACAACUAAAAAGGCAGCAGUGGGAAAAGGAGCCUCCAAACGGUGUGCUGUCUAUGCUGGAAAAAGCCUCUGUUCUCACAUCCAGUGUAGCAGCUGGAAGAAGUACAGGUGGCCAUGUUAUAACAUAUAGUAAGAAUGAGCAGAGAAAGAGGUGGAAUAAGGAACCCCCCGAGACACUGUUUAAUAUCCUGAAGAACGCUGAUCUCAGCCUGGCAUUUGAAACGUACACCAUAUGUAAAGCAUCAGAAGAGUAUCUUAAAGGACCACUUUCCAAUGAUGACCAAGCCCCCGAUGCCACAGAUAGUAGAGAGGAAGAGAUUCCUGUAGAUCCAGAGAGAGUUGAAGCGAGAUCUGACGACGAUGACACAGACUUUGAGGAAGAAGACGUUGAUCCAGAUUGGAUGUCUGAGCUGAAAAAGAUGUCGCUCCAAUCAAAAGUCACAACGUGACGAUGAACAGACUGACCCCCUCCGUGCCAUCUCGGGGGGGGGGGGGCAUGCAAAUAUUCCAUUUCAGAGGGGGCCACAAACCAAAUGACUGUUAUUGUGAUAUAAAAUCCCUGGUGCUAUUUCAUGUGUUAUUAGGUUUACAAUAUUAUGUUUACACAAAUUGCGAAUUCAUCGUUAUUUAACUCUUUAACACCCGUUAAUUAAAAUCUACCAGUUAUUUCCAUGUCUGCUGGAACUUCUAAUUAUUGAUUCUAUUUGACUCUGCUCCUUGGGGAUCACGGCCCUACUGUGAUCCGGAAAACAUAGUCUUGAAAAUAACUCAAUUCUGUGAUGGACAGCACUUAACCCUUUAGUUAACCCAGCAGUCAACUUUAGAACGGACCCAGGACCUGCAUUUUGAUCUGAUGUUUGGGGUACGGUGGUUUUUUUAAUUCAUUGUAAUACACAAUAACUUAAUAAAUCCAAAUGAGUUUCCUGA
This is a messenger RNA of Spea bombifrons (plains spadefoot toad), 2073 nucleotides long. It is a transcript of the gene NEK3, whose product is annotated as NIMA related kinase 3. Gene Ontology annotation, biological process: protein phosphorylation. The transcript has 14 exons. The record is from RefSeq and is a predicted model, not a curated record. NCBI's taxonomy places the organism in Eukaryota, Metazoa, Chordata, Amphibia, Anura, Pelobatidae. Gene Ontology annotation, molecular function: protein kinase activity; ATP binding. Bases 228 to 1595 code for a protein of 455 amino acids.